UUUGUCGCGAUCGCGGCAUGGUCUCACCAUUGUCUUAUUUUCCUAACGUUGACGGAAUAUUUGUAUUUCUUCGUAGUUAAUAAAAUUUCAUAUAUUUUCCUGACAACCAUGGUCUCGAUUGGCAAGUCCAUAGUUUUGCUUCUGUCAUUAGCAACAUUUUCGUAUUCCUUAUACGUUGUUGGACAACUUAUGUUGUUCCUUUCGACUCCUCGUUCAAUUUCGAGGGCUCACACCUGGAUCUUCAAUUUAUUGGACAAUAAGUCGCGCCUGGAGACCGCCUAUGGACCCGUAGUGUUUGACACUCUUUACCUAAUCGGUUUCAUCUUUCAACACAGCUUCCUUAAGUCAGCUUUGGUCAAGAAACUGCUCUCUAGUUUGGGUUUGUCAGGGGCAGAGCGAACUAUUUAUAGCCUGACGUCAUCAAUUUGUUUACAUUAUUUGAUUUUAAACUGGCUGCCCGCUCAAUCAAUUGUUCUGUGGCAAAUCGAUUUGGACGAUAGUACAUCCCUUUGGUGGACCUUUGUUAUUACCCAUGGAAUCUGUUGGGUGGUGAUCUUUGGUGGCAGCCUGGUGAUGGAUCUACCGGAGCUUUUAGGUGUUAAGCAAGCCUAUUAUGACCUAAAGGCUUAUGGACCGCCUAUCAACUACAAAUCCGGGGAAUUGCGCAAUCUGUAUGCUCAUGUAAGACAUCCCUCUUUUGUGGGCCUAUCAGUCAUCCUAUUCGCCACCAAUGUAAUGAGUGUAGAUCGCCUGAUUAUGGCCCUGCUACUAACAACCUACAUGUACCUGGCCUGGUCUACAGAUCACAAAGAUGUGGCCUACCAAAAGAUCCAGCUGGAACGAAAGAAACUCGAACUAAAGGCCCAGUAAAUUUAAUCUCCAUAAUGUUCUCACUAAAAAUAAGUUUUAAGGUUUUGUAUUAAAUUAUAAUUUUCUAACACAAACAAA
Messenger RNA from Drosophila eugracilis, 948 nucleotides. RefSeq names its product nurim homolog. Lineage: Eukaryota; Metazoa; Arthropoda; Insecta; Diptera; Drosophilidae. Gene Ontology annotation, cellular component: nuclear membrane. The transcript is spliced from 2 exons. The record is from RefSeq and is a predicted model, not a curated record. The coding region runs from base 109 to 870 and encodes 253 amino acids.